Messenger RNA from Ruditapes philippinarum (Manila clam), 543 nucleotides. Its product is annotated as large ribosomal subunit protein eL31-like. Gene Ontology annotation, biological process: cytoplasmic translation. The coding region runs from base 3 to 428 and encodes 141 amino acids. The transcript is spliced from 4 exons. NCBI's taxonomy places the organism in Eukaryota, Metazoa, Mollusca, Bivalvia, Venerida, Veneridae. Gene Ontology annotation, molecular function: structural constituent of ribosome. The record is from RefSeq and is a predicted model, not a curated record. Gene Ontology annotation, cellular component: ribosome; cytosolic large ribosomal subunit.
AGAUGCUGCCAAUUAAACAUUUUAUAUCUGUUUUCUUUUCUAGCACAAUGGCUCCACGUAAGGGUGGCAAGGACAACAAAGGCAAACAGAAGUCUACAUUCAAUGAAGUAAUUACAAAAGAAUGUACCAUCAACCUUCACAAGAGGGUUUUUGGCAUAGGAUUCAAAAAAAGGGCCCCAAGAGCUAUCAAGGAGAUCCGUAAAUUUGCUGAAAAGAUGAUGGGCACCCCAGAUGUCCGAGUAGAAACACGUCUGAAUAAACACAUCUGGUCCAGGGGUAUCAGGAGUGUACCAUACAGAGUACGUGUACGUUUAGCUCGUAAGAGGAACGAAGAUGAAGACUCUGUCCAUAGACUGUACACACUUGUCACUUUUGUUCCAUGUACAUCAUUUAAAGGAACACAGACCUUGAAUGUUGACAACGAGUGAUAUUUUAUGUACAGAAACAAAUAAAAAGAAAAAAACAAUUAUCAUAUUUAGUUGAUAUUUUAUUGCUUAUCCCAUGGCAUAAUAUAGGUCAGUCUUAGGUACUAAAAGUACAAUC